GGUCCUUCCCGGAAGCGCGCCGGGCUCCAGCCGGGCCUGGCAGUGCGCGGGCUGCGAUCUGCAUUUGCAGGACUGAGAAUGCUGUGGUGCUCUUUCCAUGAGCUGGUCACCAAGUCUGUCUACUGCAGCCCUUCUUGAUCCUCUGGCUGUGUGGAGGCUCCACUGUGCUCCUCACCAAGAUGAAGUGUGUGUUGGUGGCCACUGAGGGUGCAGAGGUCCUCUUCUAUUGGACAGACAAGGAGUUCGAAGAGAGCCUCCGGCUGAAGUUUGGGCAGUCAGAAAAUGAGGAGGAAGAGCUCCCCGCGCUGGAGGACCAGCUCAGCACCCUCCUUGCCCCAGUCGUCAUCUCUUCCAUGACCAUGCUGGAGAAGCUCUCAGACACAUACACUUGCUUCUCAACAGAAAAUGACAGCCACCUCUAUGUCCUUCAUCUGUUUGGAGAGUGCCUGUUCAUUGCCAUCAAUGGAGACCACACAGAGAGUGAGGGGGACCUGCGCCGGAAGCUGUGCGUGCUCAAGUACCUGUUCGAGGUGCACUUCGGCCUGGUGACCGUGGAUAGCCAGCUCAUCCGAAAGGAGCUGCGGCCCCCAGACCUGGAGCAGCGUGUCCGGGUGUGGGAGCACUUCCAGAGCCUGCUGUGGACCUACAGCCGCCUACGUGAGCAGGAGCAGUGUUUCGCUGUGGAGGCUCUGGAACGGCUGAUUCACCCCCAGCUCUCUGAGCUAUGCAUUGAGGCGCUGGAGCGGCACGUCGUCCAGGCUAUCAAUGGCAGCCCCGAGCGGGGUGGCGAGGAGGCUUUGCACGCCUUCCUGCUUGUGCACUCCAAGCUGCUGGCCUUCUACUCCAGCCACAGCGCCGGCACUGUGCGCCCAGCAGACCUGCUCACCCUCAUCCUCCUGAUUCAGGACCUCUACCCCAGCGAGAGCACAGCGGAGGACGAGGCUCAGCCUUCCCCUCGCAGGCCCCAGGGCAGCCACAACAUCCCCAUGCAGCAACCCUGGAGCCCUCAGCCCUCAGGCUCGUCCCGGGGCAGUUCUGCGGAGAUGGAGACAGACAGCUUCUCCCUGCCUGAGGAGUACUUCACACCAGCUCCUUCGCCUGGCCAGCAGAGCUCAGGUAGCACCGUCUGGCUGGAAGGGGGUACUCCGCCCACUGACACAUCCCAGAUAGCUGAGGAGACCCUCCAAGCCCUGGUGCCACCCCCGGCACCUCCCAGCCCCAGACGGAUCUUCCUUGAUGCCAGCAUGAAAGACAGCUACUGCCCCCUGGUGCCGCACACCAUGUACUGCCUCCCCCUGUGGCCAGGCAUCAACAUGGUGCUCCUGACCCGGAGCCCCAGCAUGCCCCUGGCGCUGGCCCUGUACCAGCUGCUAGACGGCUUCUCCCUGCUGGAGAAGAAGCUGAAGGAGGGCCCAGAGGCUGGAGGCACCCUGCGGUCCCUGCCUGUCCUGGGAGACCUACGCCAGAAGAUGGACAAGUUUGUCAAGAAUCGCAAUGGACAGAAGAUUCAGGCCACUGCAGUGGCCGUUCUCCACACAGAGCAGCCCCUGUCCUGCGGGAGCACAGAGGACAAUGCACAGAGCAGACCUACCGUCUGUCAUCCUUACAGAGCACCUGGCUGGAGUUUAAGACCAAGGCUUUCUCUAAAAGUGAGCCAGGAUCCUCCUGGGAGUAAGUGGUGGGCCCUGAGGACAAAGGGGCUGCUCCAGGCAUGUGGGAAGGUGAAGCGGCAGCUGUGCGCCAUCUACCGUCUGAGCUUCCUGACCACGGCCCCAGGCCGGGGAGGCCCGCACCUGCCCCAGCACCUGCAGGAUCAAGCCCAGAAGCUCAUGCAGGAGAAGCUACUGGACUGGAAGGACUUCCUGUUGGUGAAGAGUAGGCGGAACGUCACCAUGGUGUCCUACCUGGAAGACUUCCCAGGCUUGGUGCACUUCAUCUACGUAGACCGCACAACCGGGCAGAUGGUGGCUCCAUCACUUAGCAGCAGUGAAAAGACUUCAUCAGAGUUGGGCAGGGGGCCCCUGGCUGCCUUCAUCAAAACCAAGGUGUGGUCCCUGAUCCGGCUGGCACGCAGGUACCUGCAGAAGGGCUACACCACGCUGUUGUUCCAGGAGGGUGACUUCUACUGCUCCUACUUCCUAUGGUUCGAGAAUGACAUGGGGUAUAAGCUCCAGAUAAUCGAGGUGCCUGUCCUCUCCGAUGACUCGGUGCCCAUCGGCAUGCUGGGAGGAGACUACUACAGAAAGCUCCUGCGCUACUACAGCAAGAGCCGCCCAGGCGAGGCUGUCAGGUGCUAUGAGCUGCUGGCCCUGCACCUGUCGGUCAUCCCCACGGACCUGCUGGUGCAGCAGGCAAGCCAACUGGCCCGGCGCCUCUGGGAAGCCUCCCGUAUCCCACUGCUCUAGGCCAGGUGUCUGCCAGGGCACCCCGUCCUCUACCCCCUUGCCAACAUUCCCCAUGGCAAGAGCCUCCUCCUGAGGAUGGGCAGAGCCCUCAGGCAGCCCAGGGCCUCCUAAACUCCACCAAAACCACCCAUCAUGUGGAAUUCUGAGCCCACCAGUCCUUCCCUCCAGAGGGAGAGGAAGGCCAAGGGUUCUCAGAACUGUGGUGGCUGUCAGCUUAGAGCUGGCAAGGGCUCCUCUGCCAGAGCUUCUCCCUGCCGCCCUGGUCCCCAAGGCCUAAGGCUGUCUGAAGUCACCCCUUUCUGCUGUCCUCUGAGUGGGGAAAGCUCACUGGGCAAGCCAUUUCCUACCCUAGGUCAAAGGUAUGCCUUUCGCUGCUGUGAAUUCCAGCUCUGCCACCUCUUUUCUGUGGCCCUGGGCAAGUUUCUCAGACUCUAACCCCCUUCCUCACAUGUAAAGUGGUUACACCUCCCUCUCAGGGUAGGUCUGAGGAUCGCUGAACACAUGGCAGGUGCUCAAUAAACGUUGGUUAUUGUUGUCAUUCAAACCCAGCGUGCUGUGCUUC
Molecule: messenger RNA, 2967 nt
Organism: Nycticebus coucang (slow loris)
Lineage: Eukaryota; Metazoa; Chordata; Mammalia; Primates; Lorisidae
Gene: HPS1
Product: HPS1 biogenesis of lysosomal organelles complex 3 subunit 1
Exons: 20
Coding region: 180-2405 (741 amino acids)
Biological process (GO): vesicle-mediated transport; melanosome assembly
Cellular component (GO): BLOC-3 complex
Molecular function (GO): guanyl-nucleotide exchange factor activity
Source: RefSeq, a predicted model, not a curated record